Molecule: messenger RNA, 2183 nt
Organism: Pelmatolapia mariae (spotted tilapia)
Lineage: Eukaryota; Metazoa; Chordata; Actinopteri; Cichliformes; Cichlidae
Product: fibroblast growth factor 12-like
Exons: 5
Coding region: 1254-2018 (254 amino acids)
Biological process (GO): regulation of voltage-gated sodium channel activity
Cellular component (GO): nucleus; cytoplasm
Molecular function (GO): sodium channel regulator activity; growth factor activity
Source: RefSeq, a predicted model, not a curated record
AGAUGGAGUGGUCUGAUGUGGGAGCAACAUGAAACAUCAGGCGGAAUAUUUUUAGGAGCUUCUUCCACACCUCCACCUCUCCUCUCUCCAUCUCUCUCUCUCCUCGAUCUCUCGCUGACGGCUGCUCUCUUUUCUCCUCGCUCCUCUCUCUUCACAUUCAGCAGCUCUCAGCCUGUGAGGAAGAGGAGGAGAGGAUGAGGCAGGAGAACAGAGUAGAGUAAAAUAGAGCAGAGCGGAGUGCAUGCGCGUGAAAUCGGCGGCUUUAUCGGCUCUUCUCUCUGGGAUAAUUCUGAACUUCUCGGGUUUGUUCCUCUUUUUCUGCAUGUCGGGAAGUUGUUGACGAGUUGAUGUAGGCGGGUGGAUGAAGAUGCUUUCCUCUCGCUCCACAGAGAUGUGAAGAAACGUCACGGUGAAGCUCUUUGAUUCUUCUGUUUGUGGCGCGUAAAUCGAGAAAAUCCCUGCUGCCAUGUGCACUUCCAUCGGAGCGUCUGAAAGAUGGAGGCGACCUAAAGUGAUAAAUUGCCCAGCAGACACGAUGAGCUCUUCGAUCGAGGCGUAAUCACUCAACAAAUGUUAAUUCAGAGUUUUUCUUUAUUCCUUUAUUAAUCGUCUCCAGGCCAGUGCUGCAUCUUAACUUCUGUGACUAGUGUGGGAACCUUUAGGGUUAUUUAGGGAACAGGUAUUCCGUUCUUCUCCCGAGCUUUCAGCUGAAUCUCUGGAUAUUUAAAGUUUCCAUCUUUCAGAGCUCCAUCAGGAUUUGUGAUCUAUUUCCAAACCCUCAGCUGAAGAGUGCGUUUGAGAGGGACUUCAUCACCGUUCUUUGGAUUAGUCAUCAGAAAGGAAGCCUCAACAUGUAAACAUAUACUCAUAAAUCAACUAUUUAAACUGUUUAAGAGGAAUAUCUGUUUCUUAACAUCGGAGUUCACACAGGUUUUGUGCGGUGAAACAUACGAACGUGAAACAACUUCGGGUUCUUCACUUUUGUGGAUUUUCAGGAUGCUUCUGGUGUUUUUGUUUUGAAGCCUGUACGUGUGACCGUUGUGCAUCGGCUGUUUCUCACAGCGGAUCUCUAACGUUUUGGUUCCUAAUCAACGAUCUGCCAUAAGGGAGAACAUUUUUCAUCCAGACUCGGUCCCUCCGAGGCCCGUCAGGCGACAUGUCACCUGUUUUGGACUGAAGGGUCGUCAGCGUCAGACUCGGACAGCAGGAGCAGAUAUUUUGUUCCUCUGUGGCUUCAUCCUCCUCUCAGAGAUAUGGCGGCGGCUAUCGCCAGCUCCCUGAUCAGACAGAAGCGCCAGGCCCGCGAGUCCAACAGCGACAAAGUCGCCACUAACAAGCGACGCUCAAGUCCCAGUAAAGACCCGAGGUCUCUGUGUGAGCGACACAUCUUCAGCGUCUUUAGCAAAGUUCGCUUCUGCAGCGGAAAGAAAAGACCAGUACGCCGGAAACCAGAGCCGCAGCUGAAGGGCAUCGUGACGCGCCUCUUCAGCGAGCAGGGCUUCUUCCUGCAGAUGCAGCCCGAUGGAGCCAUCAGCGGGACCAAGGACGAGAACAGCGACUACACUCUGUUUAACCUGAUCCCAGUAGGUUUGAGGGUCGUGGCCAUCCAGGGAGUGAAGGCCGCGCUGUACGUGGCCAUGAACGCCGAGGGAUUCCUCUACACAUCUGAUGUGUUCACACCAGAGUGCAAGUUCAAGGAGUCGGUCUUUGAAAACUACUACGUCAUCUACUCGUCCACCAUGUAUCGGCAGCACGAGUCGGGCCGGGCUUGGUUCCUGGGCCUCAAUAAGGAAGGAAUCAUCAUGAAGGGAAACCGAGUGAAGAAAACCAAACCGUGCUCACACUUUGUCCCCAGACCCAUCGAAGUCUGCAUGUAUAAGGAGCCCUCGCUGCACGAGCUCGAGGAGAAGCUGCUGAAGUCCUCGAGGAGCCCGACGAUGAACAGCGAGGAGCGGGCGAGGAGCCUGGAGAGGCAGCAGCGGGCAGCGGAGUCCUCCACAGAACGAGAGGCGUCGUAGCCUGCAGCGCCACCCACAGGAGGAAGACGAGGCGAAGGUGGAGGAGGAGAACUCCCAUUUUAACACUCCCUCUGUUCAGCAACAACAACAACUACAACCACACCGACGACGACAACAACCGCCAUAACAACGACGGCGAAAACAAAGAAAAAAAGAAGCUUAAAA